AUGUUAGCUAAUAUCAUUGCUCGUUAUCAUUUUCUAACAGAUCAAUUAAUUCAUUAUUCUCGUUUUUUCUUUUCUUCACCAACAUUUGCAUUGAUUAAUACAUCAUCAUCAUCAUCUACUCUAAUAUCUCCUUCAACAUCAUGCUUACCAGAUAUGUCUAUAUUAUUAACACAGAAACAUCGUGCUACUGUUGAGCGUCGUCGUAUUCGACGUCAUUCAGAUUUACCAAUGUCAUUAAUGUCAAGAAUUGGUACACCACGUCAAGAUCUUCAUCAAUGUUUAGAAUGUGGUACAUGGCAUGAAAAAAAAACUAUAUGUGGAAAUUGUUAUGAUCGUAUAAAAAAAGAAACACAAUCUAUGAAAGAUUCUUUUGCAAAUAAAGAUGAAUUUAAUUAUAAUCAUCCACAACAAGAAGUUGUCUAUGUUUAUAAUAAUGAUAAUAAACUAACUGAUGAUAAAACAAAACGUAUUGUGGAAAUUCCACGUGAAAGACCAACAUGGUUUUCAAAAAAUUUAAUACCAAAAAUAAAUACAACAAAAUAG
Molecule: messenger RNA, 543 nt
Organism: Adineta steineri
Lineage: Eukaryota; Metazoa; Rotifera; Eurotatoria; Adinetida; Adinetidae
Source: the annotation of a GenBank genome assembly